Molecule: messenger RNA, 456 nt
Organism: Dioscorea cayenensis subsp. rotundata (Guinea yam)
Lineage: Eukaryota; Viridiplantae; Streptophyta; Magnoliopsida; Dioscoreales; Dioscoreaceae
Exons: 1
Coding region: 1-456 (151 amino acids)
Source: RefSeq, a predicted model, not a curated record
AUGACUCUUCAGUUAGCUGACAAAUCCAUUGGGCAUAAUAGGAGCAUUAUUGAGGAUGUUCUUUUGAAAGUAUAUAAAUUCAUCUUCCCAGUUGAUUUUAUGAUUUUAGACGUCGAUAAGGAUGUUAAUGUGCCACUCAUCUUAGGUCAGCCAUUUCUAGACAUCUCACAAGCCCUUAUUGAUGUGAGCAAUGGUAGAAUAACACUUUGGGUUGGGGAUGAGGAAGUAUUUUUUGCUUUAUCUGAUGCUAUGAAACAUACUUUUGCUUAUGAUGAUACUUGUUACUUCAUGGAUAUGACUAACCCUAUUGUUGAUGAUCUUAUGCAGGAGAUAGAGCACGAGAAGGUUUUCAAGGAGUCAUUGGAUGGCCCUCAAGAUAAAGAAAUACUUCCCUUGCUUAAAACAAAUAAAGUGGAUGAGCAAACGCGGAAGAAGCAUUGGAAGAUGGUCACAUAA